This is a messenger RNA of Owenia fusiformis, 1590 nucleotides long. Lineage: Eukaryota; Metazoa; Annelida; Polychaeta; Sabellida; Oweniidae. The record is from the annotation of a GenBank genome assembly.
CUUUGAAUGAAGUCAAGUAGUUUGUAUGUGGCUUAAAUAAGUUCAAUUUAUAAACUUACGUAGUAGUACAUCUGAUACUUAACCAAGUAAAAAUGAAAGUUUCACUCUUAGUAAUUUGGAUGAGUCUAAAUGUCAUGGGGAACGAUACCCAAAAAUCAUGUGACUUCAUGAAACUUGCUCAUUAUGGUGAUAAAUUAAAAAUGCAUCCAAGCUGCAGCGCCAGAAGACCAGUAGGGAUUCUCACCAACAGGCUAUUGCAAACAGUGCAACAUUGCUUUAGAUUUGCAUGUGAUUUACAAGCCAAUGUAAUCUACUAUGAAGAGGGAUUUCAAUGCCAGGCCCACAGGUGUGGAUCAAAUGCAAAUGACACUGACUGGGAUAUCACAUGGGAUUGGGAAGAAAACCAAACAGAUCGUAUUGGACAGGUCUAUAUUUUUCCACAUCCAAACACUCCAAAAUGUUAUUCAUCAUACUUUGCUAAAAGACCGAGUAAAAAGGGAAUGAAAGCUGGAUGUCAAACAACAUCUAACAAUGAAGUAAACAACCUGAAAGAAUGUAUGGAAAGGGCUUGUGAAGAAAAAGCAAAUAUUUUUAACUAUAUCGAUAGCACUGAACCUCCUCAAUGUGAACCAAUGCACUGUCAAUGGGAUGCAGCAAAUGAUGAUUACGAUUUGAGACCCAUAGGAAGUAAGAAUAUUGACAUUCAGAUUUACGGGUUGUGUCACAGCGGAUUUGACACUUCCAAAUCAUGUAAUUCUAUGACUUGGAGUGACUCUGUCAUGCUACCAAUGAUACAACCAGUUUGUGGACUAAUUCUAAGUACAUAUGAGAAUUCAAGUAUUUUUAAAAACUCAGAAUUGAUGUGUGAGUUGGGAGCCAACACAUUUCAAAACCAUGCAGCAAAUUUUGGACGUAUUCUGGCUUCAAAGUGUGAAAGUAACGCAGAAGGUACCGACUGGAAAUACUAUGAUGACAAUAUUAUACCCAAACCUGAUGAACCUUUAACAGAAUGGUUGAAUGUUCCCCAUCCUGGUACACCAAACUGUGGCUCAUCGAUAUUUAGAAUCAGGAGUAUCGGGGCUCAGAGACAGAUGUCUAAUUGUACACUUAAACGAAAAAUCCCAGAAGCAAAAGAUUUGAGACAGUGUAUGUUGUAUGCUUGUGAGCUUAAUUACACUGUGAUAAACUAUUUCAGUGAUUCAUAUAGUGUUGUAUGUGAACUACGAGAAUGUGAUAAACUUGAUGAAGAUUAUGAUUUCAAAUAUGGUGUAACAGAUGGAAAAAGAUAUGAUGUUUAUGCCCUACAUUACGAUGAACGCGAAUCACCAGUUCUUCCUUCAGUCUCAACAACAUUACCAACAACAACAGUUAGAGAUAACAAUUGCGUGGAUGUUAACAAAUUAGAAUGUUCCUGUGUCCAGGGGAUUGCGCUUACAUUUUUGGGAUGUUUCAUUACUGCAAUAAUUAUUUCGGUGAUUACAUGUAUAUACAGAGAUGAUCUUAAAACCUGGAUUUCACAAAAACUUUCAAGAUUUCUGCCAAGUCAAUCUACCCAUGAGUAUGUCCAAGCUCCUCAAAACGGUCAAGCUC